GGCCCCUCCUUCCACCCUCAAGCCCCGCCCCCUCCCCUCUGGUGCGGCGCACGCGGGACCCGCGGGGUCAGAGGCUGCGGGAGCGCCGCGUGAUGCAGUUGCUGCGAUUCUAUGUACGGCCCGCCCCCCCCAAGAGGGUGGAGGGGUCCGAGGGGGCCCCCCCUGCACUGGGGCUGGGAUUGGGGUCCCCUCUGAAGCUCGCCCGAGCCGUGGAGCCCUCGGUCACAAGCGUCACCUGCGAGACCUGCUACUACCUGGCCUGGAGCGGUGAUGCCCCCCCGGACGCAAAGCAGGGCCAGAUCCUGCGCUGGAUCCUGGGGUCUCCCCUGGGGGGUGAAGACGAGGUGGCCCCUGAGAGCUUCCUGCAGCCUCAUGGCCCCCAUGUGCUGCUGGAGAUCGGGCCCAGGCUUGGGGUCUGCACAGCUGACUCCACCAACGCUGUGUCCCUGUGCCGGGCAGCUGGACUUGAACCAGUGCAGAGACUGGAGCGAUCCCGGAGGCUCCUGCUGCAGUUCACAGCCCCCCCCCCGGCAGGGGCCCUGGGGCGCCUGGGCAGGGUGCUGCGGGACCCAGUGACGGAGCAGCUCUACCCCGAGCCCCUGCGGAGCCUGGAGGUGCCAGCACGGCCCCUGCCUGUCACCACCAUCGACGUCCUGGGCAGGGGGCAGCGGGCGCUGGAGGAGGCGGACACGGAGCUGGGCCUGGCCUUUGACCCAUGGGAUGUGCAGUUCUACACCCGCCUCUUCCUCACUGCUGGACGUAACCCCACCACCGUGGAGUGCUUUGACCUGGCGCAGUCCAAUAGUGAGCACAGCCGCCACUGGUUCUUCAAGGGCCGGCUGGUGGUGGACGGGCGCGCGGAGCCGCAGUCGCUCUUCCAGCGCAUCAUGGGCACGCAGCGCUCCAGCAACACCAACAACGUCAUCAAGUUCUCCGACAACAGCAGCGCCAUCCGCGGGGCCGCGGUCUCUGCGCUGUGGCCACAGGACCCGGCCGGACCCAGCCCCUACGAGAGGAGAACCUCGAUCCGUCACGUGACCUUCACCGCCGAGACCCACAACUUCCCCACGGCUGUGGCCCCUUUCAGUGGGGCCACCACCGGCACCGGGGGCCGUAUCCGGGACGUGCAGAGCACCGGGCGCGGGGCCCACGUCAUUGCCGGUACCGCGGGGUACAGCUUCGGCAACCUGCUCCUGCCCGGCUAUGAGCUGCCCUGGGAGGACCCGACGCUGCCGUACCCCACGUCCUUUGCCCGGCCCCUGGAAGUGGCCAUCGGUGCCAGCGAUGGAGCCAGUGACUACGGCAACAAGUUCGGGGAGCCGGUGCUGGCUGGCUUUGCCCGCUCCUUCGGGCAGGUGCUGGCAGGGGGGCAGCGGCGCGAGUGGAUUAAACCCAUCAUGUUCAGUGGGGGCAUCGGGGCCAUUGAGGACCAGCACGUGCGCAAGGAGCCCCCCGAGCCAGGGAUGCUGGUGGUGAAAGUGGGAGGCCCCGUUUACCGCAUUGGCGUUGGGGGGGGCGCAGCCUCCUCUAUUCAGGUGCAGGGGGACAAUUCAGAGGAGAGGGACGCGAGUGCAGUGCAAAGGGGGGACCCCGAGAUGGAGCAGAAGCUGAACCGGGUGCUGAGGGGGUGCAUCGAGAGCGGGGCAGGGAACCCCAUCAGCAGCAUCCAUGACCAGGGCGCCGGUGGCAACGGGAAUGUCCUCAAGGAGAUCAGCGAGCCAGCGGGAGCCGUCAUCUACGCCAGUCGCUUUGAGCGUGGGGACCCGACACUGAGCGUGCUGGAGCUCUGGGGGGCCGAGUACCAGGAGUCCAACGCGGUGCUGGUGCGACCGCCGUGCCUCGAGCUGCUGCAGCGCCUGGCCCAGCGUGAGCGGUGCCCGCUCUGUGUGGUGGGGAGCAUCACCGGGGAUGGCAAAAUUGUGCUUGUUGAUGACCUUGAGGCGCCAGUGCCUGAGGGGGGGUCCCAUAAGGGGCUCCCCACCCCGGUGAAUCUGGAUCUGGAGUGGGUGCUGGGCAAGAUGCCACAGAAGGAGUUUGUGCUGCAGCAGGUGCGCCCCCCCCUGCGCCCGCUGGAGCUGCCCCCAGGGCUGUCGGUGCUGGAGGCGCUGGAGCGGGUGCUGAGGCUGCCGGCGGUGGCCAGCAAGCGCUACCUCACCAACAAGGUGGACCGCUCGGUGACGGGGCUGGUGGCGCAGCAGCAGUGUGUGGGGCCCCUGCACACGCCGUUGGCCGACGUGGCCGUGGUGGCCCUGUCCCACUUCGACACCGUGGGCGCUGCCACAGCGCUGGGGGAGCAGCCCAUCAAGGGGCUGCUGGACCCUGCCGCUGGCGCCCGCCUGGCCCUCACCGAGGCCCUCACCAACCUCGUGUUCGCCCGCGUCACCGACCUGCGCGAUGUCAAGUGCUCGGGGAACUGGAUGUGGGGUGCCAAGACGGGUGCUGAGGGGGGGGCACUGGUGGCUGCCUGCGAGGGGCUGGUGGGGCUCCUGCACCACCUUGGGGUGGCCAUCGAUGGGGGCAAAGACUCGCUGAGCAUGGCCGCACGUGUCGGCACUGACACCGUCCUGGCGCCUGGCACGCUGGUGGUCUCAGCCUAUGCCGUGUGUCCUGACAUCACGGCCACUGUCACCCCGGACCUCAAGUGUCCCGAAGGCAAAGGGGCGCUGCUGUGGGUGCCGCUCUCUCCAGGCCAGCACCGCCUGGGGGGCACUGCCCUGGCUCAGGUCUUCUCCCAGCUGGGGGACGCCUGCCCCGACCUUGAGGACCCCAAAAGCCUCGAGGGGGCCUUCAGGGUCACCCAGAGCCUCCUCCAAGAGCGGGCACUGAGCGCGGGGCACGACGUGAGCGAUGGGGGGCUCCUCACCUGCCUGCUCGAGAUGGGAUUUGCUGGGAACUGCGGCCUCCAAGUGGAGCUGAGCAAUGCGGACUCUGGAACCCCCACUCUGGCUGUGCUCUUUGCGGAGGAGCCGGGGCUGGUGCUGGAGGUACCGGUGGGCUCCAUGGUCCGGAUCUGCCGCCGGUACCAGGAGCAGGGUGUGAGCUGCGUCCCCAUCGGCCACAGCGGCCCCUACGGGCCCGAUGCUGAGGUGCGGGUGCAGGUGGGGGGCUUAGAGGUGCUGCGGGCACCCGUGGGCACCCUGCGGGCACUCUGGGAACAGACGAGUUUCCGGCUGGAGCGGGAGCAGGCGGCAGCCGAGUGCGUGGAGCAGGAGGAGGCCGAGACCCGGCAGCGCCGGGGACCCUGCUAUAGCCUCAGCUUCGACCCAUGCCAGGAGCCCCCGCUGCUGCGACACAUGGAGCUGCCGGGGCCACGUGUGGCUGUGCUGAGGGAGGAGGGCAGCAACGGGGACCGGGAGAUGGCAGCAGCAUUCCUCAUGGCUGGAUUCCAGGUUUGGGAUGUAACCACUCAGGACCUGUGCUCGGGCUCCGCCACUCUCGAUGGCUUCCGGGGGCUCGUCUUUGUUGGGGGGUUCAGCUACGGUGAUGUCCUGGGCUCGGCCAAGGGCUGGGCGGCUGCGGUGCGUUUCCACCCACGGGCACGGGGGGCGUUGGAACGGUUCCGGCAGCGUCCGGACACCUUCAGCCUCGGCGUCUGCAAUGGCUGCCAACUGCUGGCGCUGCUGGGCUGGAUCGGGCCCCCCCAAGAGGCGGGGGCGCCCCCUGCUGUCGCGCUCUGUCCCAACCUGUCACGACGCUUCGAGUCGCGAUUCGUGACGGUGCGGGUGGAGCCGGGGCCGGCGCUGAUGCUGCGCGGGAUGGAGGGGUCCUGCCUCGGCGUCUGGGUGGCGCAUGGGGAAGGCCGAUUCCAGUUCCGAGAGCCGGGCGCGCUGGCGGCAGCGCUGGGUGUGGGGCUGGUGCCGUUGCGCUAUGUGGACGAUGCGGGGCGCCCCACGAGCCGCUACCCCAUGAACCCCAACGGCUCCGGCGGUGCCGCGGCCGCGCUCUGCUCCCCCUGCGGCCGCCACCUCGGGCUGAUGCCGCACCCGGAGCGCGGUGUCCGCACCUGGCAGUGGCCCUGGUGGCCUCCGGCGUGGGGCAGCCCCACGGCUGCUGUGGGGCAGGAGGCCCCCUGGAGCCGCAUGUUCCAGAACGCCUGCGAGUGGUGCCUGCGCUGGCCCCACGGCGAGCAGUGAGGGAGCCCGUGCCCCAUAUGGCUGCCCCAUAGAGAGACUGCGCCCAUAGACAGACACACAGAUGGACCUGCUCCAUGACUCUUCCCCACACCCCCAGCACUGACCAAUGGGAGUGACCCCAUCUCUCCCUCGACCAACCGGAAGCAGAGGAUGUGGAGGGGGCGGGGCUUAUAAUAAAGCUCUGGAUGCAGCCAA
This is a messenger RNA of Pezoporus occidentalis (night parrot), 4328 nucleotides long. RefSeq names its product phosphoribosylformylglycinamidine synthase (gene PFAS). Lineage: Eukaryota; Metazoa; Chordata; Aves; Psittaciformes; Psittacidae. The transcript is spliced from 29 exons. Gene Ontology annotation, molecular function: phosphoribosylformylglycinamidine synthase activity. The coding region runs from base 93 to 4133 and encodes 1346 amino acids. Gene Ontology annotation, biological process: 'de novo' IMP biosynthetic process. The record is from RefSeq and is a predicted model, not a curated record.